AUGUUGUUACGACCGAAUACUUCGGAUUUUAUGAAUGGAUCGAUUUAUAGUGGUUAGUUUUGAUGGCAGUUGGGCAUCGACUAAAUGACAUUUUAAGGUUUUUUUAACAAGCGAGUUGAAAUAUUGGGUGUUAAUUUUAUUCAUAGGAUAUAAUGGUCUAUGAUGAGCAGAAUGAUAUAAAUUUUGAUGAUUUUACGUUAUCCAUAAGUGAUUUAGCAACGUUUAGUCGGAAUUUAGUCGCUAAAUCGUCGGAAUUUAGUCGCUAAAUCACUUAUGGAUAAGGUAAAUUCAUCAAAAUUUAUACCAUUCUGUUCGUCUUCGACCAUUCUAUCAUAUGAAUAACAUUAGAACCCAAUAUUUCAACUCUCUUGCUUAAAAAACCUGAAAAUGGCAUUUAUUGAUGAUAUCACCGAAUAUGCGGGAAAAAGUGUGGAAAAACAUCCGGAUAUAUUGUUUCGUUCAAGUGUCUUUUUUUAAUCUAUCUAUUUAUUUGUUUGUUUUGUUCAUCCACACACUUCUCCCUCAUUUUCAAAAAUUCUUCUCCCAACACACGCUAAUUUCAGACGGAGUCGAAUCUCGUGCUUCACGAAUUCGUGCGGCAAUGUUUCCCGAUUGGACCCCUCCAGUUUCGGCUGCUAAUCCAACAACAUCAACUAGCAACAUUGUUGAAUUGGUGAGUUCAGAAACAAUUUUGUUUGAUGGGUCGAAAUUUGACACCUUUUUGGUUGGCAACACACAUUUUAGGCGGGGCUUGACACAUAAGAUUAUCCUUUUUUGGAGGAAGAAAACAUUUUGAUUGAUUAGUUCGGUUUAUUUCGCGUUCGUUCAUUGAUUAGGUGUUCGUUUCGGGUUUUUAGUGUGUGUAAGUGAAAUAUUUAGAUUUUAAAAUAACUGGAAUAAUAAUUUCAUACAUAAAUUUGGUCCUCCGAACCAGAUGAAUCUGGAUAUUUGGGUAAAUUCGCACAAAAAUUUUCAAAAGCUCUACUGCACAUUUUUAAAAUCAGUUUUAUCCAGCGGGAUUUUAAAAUCUGAAAUUCGGAGCGAUUUCGAAAUCACUAUGCAUCAUUUUUAUGCGUAAAUUUUUAUUAGAUUCCCGCCCAAAUCAAAAUUUUAAAUAAAAAUUCGUGGGCAAAUUAUUGGCCGAAAAUUAAAAAAAUUCCCUCACCCCAAUUCUGGGGACCCAUUUUAUGUAUGAAUAUUUUAUAGGCAAGUUGAAUAAUUCCUAAUUAUAGAUGCAAAUCCCAACUCGUCAACUGAAAGACGCUGUAAUGACUCUAUUGACUUAUGAAGGAUCAAAUGACAUGACUGGGCUUUCUCUUCCGGAUUUGGUUGAAUUAAUGUGUGAUCAUGAUGAUGCUGUAGUUGCACGAGCUGUCAAUCGAGUGUAUUUGUUGUCGAGAGAGGAUCCGAGUAUUGCACAAAAUCCGAGGAUUAUUGAGGCGCUGAUCAAUGCUUCGAGGUUGGUUUUUGACUUUUUUUUUUGACAGUUUGCUGUUCAUCUUAGAAGGGAACUCUUCCUUUCUCUCUAAAUUUUUAACAAAAUAUAUAUUUUCUAGUAGUUUUGGAGCCGCUGAUCACGAUUUCUUCGUCUAAGAUAGCAAAACUCAACUCCUGAUAUGAGUUAUGACGUGGCAACGUUCGAAAAAUCGGGACUUCAGGAGCUGAAGCCUAGAUUUGCAUGAAAAUCAUUUUUGAUCUAGUUUUCAGCUUCUGAAGUCCCGAUUUUUCGAAAAUUUCGUACUUUGUCACGUCAUAACUCAUAUUAGGAGUUGAGUUUUGCUAUCUUAGACGAAGAAAUCGUUAUCAGCGGCUCCAAAACUACUAGAAAACUUAUAUUUUACUAAAAAUCUGGAGUGAACAGUUCCUUUGAAAAAUUAAUUCAGAAUCAAGAAUGUAACAAUUUUUAUUAUAGUUGUAAUUCGAGUUGGAAAAAAGUGUUUCUGCUAAAUGUUAUCCAAAUCUUGAUUUUGCAGAAGUGAAAAUGUGAAUGUUCGCCGCAAUGCAAUGGGUGCACUAUUCCAUAUGUCUGAACAACGCGGUGGUCCAAUUCUCAUUUUCCGAAGUGGAGGUCUCGCCGAAAUCAUUCGAAUGCUCUACGACCCACACGAGAGUGUUGUUCACUAUGCCGUCACAACUCUUCGCAAUCUUUUGAUGCACGUCGACGCUGCAAAACCGCAAGCUCGCGCACUAAAUGCCAUUGAAGCACUCACUCCGCAUCUCCACAAAUCGAAUCCGAAAUUAUUGGCACAAGUGGCGGAUAGUUUGUAUUUUCUGCUCAUCGACGAUAUUCCAUCCAAAGAAUUGUUUUUGUCGUUGAGCGGACCACAAAUUUUGGUGACAAUUUUGAGAGCCUAUCCAGAACACCGAAAAUUGAUGUACACUGUGAUUCGAUGCAUUCGAUCGCUAUCGGUUUGUCCCAGAAAUAAACCCGCAUUGAUUAGUUUGGGAUGUUUGCCAGCUUUGUAUAAUGAAUUGUGUAGAGCAACUGAUGAAAGAUCGCAAACUGCAAUUUUGGUUGCGAUGAGAAAUUUAUCCGAUGCUGCGACAAAUGAGGAAAAUCUCACACCUUUGGUUUGUUUUUUUAAAAUUUAUUCUCAAAAUUUUCUAUUUAAAAAAAGUUUCUAGAGCAUUUUUUAAGGUUUCUAGAGCAUUUUUAAAGGUUUCUAGAGCAUUUUUCAGAUUUCUAGAGCAUUUUUAAAGUUUCUGGAGCGAAAAAAAAAUUUCCAGGUUAUAAAAUUAUUGGAAGUAAUUCGAACAACAAAUGAUGGAAUGACUGCGUGUGCUUGCGGAAUAUUGUCAAAUUUGACGUGUAACAACAUGCGAAACAAACAAACAGUUUGCUCACACGGUGGAAUCGAUGCUCUUGUCACUGCGAUUCGUCGAUUCCCCGAAGUUGAAGAUGCAACUGAACCAGCUCUUUGUGCUCUUCGACAUUGCACCGCGCGACAUUCGCUUGCCGAAGAAGCUCAAAAUGAAUUGCGACUUUGUCAAUCAUUCCCAGUUAUUCUUGAUCAACUUGCAACACUGAGAACUCCGGUUAUCAAAGCGACUCUGGGAGUUAUUCGGAAUUGCGCACUUUUGCCGGCGAAUUUGAUCGAAUUGACGCAAGAAUUGACACCGGCUGGAGAUUCGGCAAUCACAUUGACGGUUGAUAUUUUGAGACGAGCUGUGACCGCGAUUGACGAGAAUCCGAAUAUUGAAGUUGAUGGUGUUCCGAUGUGGGGUGUUGUUGAGGGAGCUGUCUCGGCAUUACAUCAAUUGGCCAAUCAUCCUGGUGUUGCAGCGGCUUGUUGUGAUGAUCGAGGAGAAAUUGGAAAUCCACAACAUCCGCCAUUUUUGGAUUUGAUUGUUAGAUUACUCGCCAGACCAGAGGUAAAUCAAUAUUUUCCGGUUUUUUUCCACAGAAAAUUCCAUUUUCCGGUUUCUGGAAAGUGAUUUUUAAUAGUUCAAGAUCGCCCAAUUUUUUAAAAAAAAGUUUCAAAAUUUUCUGAUUUUUGGAACUGGAAACGUUUGUAUAUGGACAAACUUCUGAAGUUUAAAAUUUGAAGACUUUGAAAAUUUUUCGGAUUUUCUGGCAAAAAUGCAAGGGGACUAGGAUGUAAACUUAGUCCCCCUGUUGUUUUUUGAGAUUUUGAAAUUUUUCUUGAGCUCACGGAGAACCAGUUUAUUCAAGUGAUCAACUUUCAUUUUAGAACAAAAAAAUCAGAAAUUUUCUUUUUCUCGAGUUUCAUCUUUCCGACACAGACCUGUCUUACAGAAAAAUGAUUAUUGUCAGGUCGCUUCAAAUGAAGAUGAACUUCUCGAACGAGAACUCCUCGGUCUACUCUACCAACUCAGCAAACGUCCAGAUGGCGCAAGAGCUGUUGAGGAUACUGGAGUCACGUCGAUUCUUAUCGACGCGCGUGGAUCACCACACAAAGCUGUUGCCACUUAUGCGAAUGGAGUUUUGAAUAAUUUGAAAAGGGAUGAACGAGAAUUCCAUAUGGUCAAUGUGAGUAAUUGGAAAAUUAAACAUAUUUUUCUAAAAAAAUAAUAAAUUUCAGUCCUACGAUUAUGAAACUGGAAGUGGAAAUGAUUGGCAAAGAGAUGGAUUGGAAAGGGAGUUAUUCGCUGAAAUGUAUCCAACAAAUGAUGGUGGACAUUCGGAAUCAAUAAAUGCUGCAUUAAAUAAUUCUUCUCAUCAUUCUCACCAACAAAAUAAUUGGUAUGAUACUGAUUUAUGA
Molecule: messenger RNA, 4223 nt
Organism: Caenorhabditis angaria
Lineage: Eukaryota; Metazoa; Nematoda; Chromadorea; Rhabditida; Rhabditidae
Source: the annotation of a GenBank genome assembly